UGUGUUCUUAGGGUGUGCAGUCAGGGUUUACCUUAUUCUUUUGAGUCGUCCCUUUUAGUCGAAACCCUAGCUUCCUUUCUCCUCUUACUCCUAUCGCGCCUCAAGACAUAGUUGGAAUUCCGAGGGAUUGUGAAAAUGGUGGAGAAAACAAGGGGCAGAAAGGAAGAAGUCGUUACUAGGGAGUACACAAUCAACCUUCACAAGCGCUUACAUGGCUGCACUUUCAAGAAGAUGGCCCCCAAGGCCAUAAAAGAGAUUAGAAAGUUUGCACAGAAAGCUAUGGGAACAAAGGAUGUGAGAGUGGAUGUGAAGCUGAACAAACAUAUCUGGAGUAGGGGCAUUCGAAGUGUCCCAAGGAGGGUCAGGGUUCGCAUUGCUAGGAAGAGGAAUGAUGAUGAAGAUGCAAAGGAAGAGCUCUACUCGCUUGUGACUGUUGCUGAAGUUCCACCAGAAGGGCUCAAGGGACUAGAAACAAAGGUCAUCGAGGAGGGUGAUGAAUGAUCCAUCCACAUUUGUACCUGGGCCUUUUACCAUCUUAUUUGGGUAGGGGAGAAAUCACAAGAAAAAAUCGAGAAAUUUUGAUUGCUUCUAGUUCUUAUUGACAUUGCUCUGUUAUUCACAUCAAAACUAGAAUCUUACAGUGGUUGUGGUAGUACUAUUCUUCAAUGGUUUUAUGGCUCGUGGGUCAAAUAUUCUUCA
This is a messenger RNA of Nelumbo nucifera (sacred lotus), 699 nucleotides long. Its product is annotated as Ribosomal protein L31e family protein. The record is from RefSeq and is a predicted model, not a curated record. Gene Ontology annotation, biological process: cytoplasmic translation. Gene Ontology annotation, cellular component: cytosolic large ribosomal subunit; ribosome. Gene Ontology annotation, molecular function: structural constituent of ribosome. Lineage: Eukaryota; Viridiplantae; Streptophyta; Magnoliopsida; Proteales; Nelumbonaceae.